This is a messenger RNA of Fusarium mangiferae, 1101 nucleotides long. RefSeq lists its product as uncharacterized. Lineage: Eukaryota; Fungi; Ascomycota; Sordariomycetes; Hypocreales; Nectriaceae. Bases 1 to 1101 code for a protein of 366 amino acids. The transcript is spliced from 2 exons. The record is from RefSeq and is a predicted model, not a curated record.
AUGAAGCAAUCUCUCUUCUCGCUCGCCUUUCUGGCUAGCUCUGUCAUGAGCUAUGACCAGGUCCUCGGGUUCAACGAAAAAGUCGAGGUCGAGACCAGAAGCCUCGACGAGAUUUACAAAGCUGCCUUGAAGGAGGGAGACACCGUUACGCUCUGGCACGGCGGAGAUGCAGUCAACCAACAAGCUGGCCUGAAGCAAGCCUUCGAGAAGCGUUUCCCCGGAAUCAAGCUAAAUGUCACCGUCGAUCUAUCCAAAUACCAUGACGUCAGAGUUGAUCAGCAACUUGCGGCUGGUGGAAAGUCAGUCUACGUCGAUAGCGUCAUCCUGCAGACCCUGAACGACUAUCCUCGCUGGGCUCAGGAGGGCGCGUUGCUCAACUACGCCCCCAAGGGCUUUGACCAGAUUGACCAUGCGUUCAAGGAUAGCACUGCUUAUUGGUAUGGAGUGUACAUCUUCUUCUGGGCCAAUGCCUGGAACACAGACAAGCUUCGCGGCAUCAAGGCACCUGCCGAGUACACCGAUUGGCUUCGACCGGAGUUCAAGAACAGACUUGUCCUGACUUACCCCAACGACGACGACGCAGUUCUUUACGCCUAUUAUCUUAUCAUGCAAGAGUACGGAGCGUCAUGGUUCGAGGGUCUCCUCAAGCAAAACCCUCGCUGGGUCCGUGGCACAGCAACCCCCGGCGCCAUCAUCAGCCAGAAGAACGCCACCGAAGCUGCCUACUUCGCUGCCGGCGGAGGCUUCGGCGAAUCCAAGCCUAUCAAGUUCUCUCAGCCUACACGCGGCAAAUACGUCUCCUGGUCGCAGUACGCCGGUAUUCUCAAGGACGCUCCUCAUCCUGAGGGAGCCAAGCUUCUGCACAACUUCAUCCUCAGCGAGGAGUACCAGACUGCCAUGGGUACUUGGUCUGUUCGUCGCGACAUCGCCACUCCAGAGGGCUUCCCCGAUCUUCGCAACGAGACUGCCACCAACCCGGCUGAGUUUGCGCGAUUCAUGUCGGACCGCGGGUUGGUUGAGAGACUGCGAUUCUGGUUCGAGGCUCGUAUUGGUACUGCAAAGGGUGUUGAUCCUAUCAAUGACCCUAUCAACCAAGGAUAG